This is a messenger RNA of Alternaria rosae, 1257 nucleotides long. RefSeq lists its product as uncharacterized. Gene Ontology annotation, molecular function: 1-alkyl-2-acetylglycerophosphocholine esterase activity. The coding region runs from base 1 to 1257 and encodes 418 amino acids. The record is from RefSeq and is a predicted model, not a curated record. The transcript has a single exon. NCBI's taxonomy places the organism in Eukaryota, Fungi, Ascomycota, Dothideomycetes, Pleosporales, Pleosporaceae.
AUGCUUCCAUUCCUGGGCAUCAUCGGUCUCAUACUCGUUAUCACACUCACUGUCCUUUUACCGCAAAAUUUCCAACCCAUCGAAAUCCCCGGAGCGGACAACAAUCACAAUUAUGAAGUCGCCGUCUCCCACUUCCCCUUGACAGAUUCCACAAAAAAGGACCCUUAUCACCCGGAUGAAGACCGCAGGAUCAUGAUCAGCCUAUUCAUGCCUAUACCCAGGACGCGGUGUUCUGCAUUGAGCCAGCAGGAUUAUAUGCCGCCGCAAACCGCGAAGAUAGCAAACGAGCAGUUCAUUGAGGGCAACAAGCGUGACGCAGGUGUCUUCGAAACCAUGACCUACUCGUCUUGUAUCAGCAGCAGCAGCGGCGGCGACGUCAGCAAAGUCCCCGUGGUGAUCCUAGAACCACACGUCGACACUAGCAGGUUGAUGUACUCAACAAUGGCGCGCUAUAUUGCCGCCAAUGGUGCUGCGGUUGUAGUCGUUGAUCACCCUGGCGACGCGUCAAUCGUCCAGUUCACCGAGUCUCGUACCCGCGAUCUGGAGACUGUGUAUAACAGCGGCACGAUCCCCCUAUCCAACCUCUCUCCCCUCACAGAGUAUAACCAAACGGUGCAAACCGCGGUCUCUACACGCAUCUCCGACAUCGCUUUCACACUUUCGCGAAUAAACAGUUCCGCGUUACUCACGCACCAAUUCUGGGACUUACACUUCACGGGUAGUCUAAACACAGACACCUACGGUAUCAUCGGCCACGGUCUCGGCGGCACAGUCGCAACCUCCCUCAGCCUAUUCCCAAAUCUCCUCUCCGCCACCAAGUCUCCCACCCCAAGAUUCAGCAUCAACCUCUCCGGCACACCCCCCUUGCUAUCAAACGACACCCAAAACGCCCCCCUCUUCUUCUUCGGCCGCGCGGACUUCCGCCGCGAACACGAUAUAAACUGGCCCACCACCUGGAGCCACCUCACCGGCCCAGCCACGGAAUUCGAUCUCGACGACUCCGCCAUCUUUGAUGCCUCUGACCUCCCCCUCAUCGUUGAGCUUGCAAGUAAAGAGGGCGGGAAAACGGGCCUCGUUGGCCGGGGUUUGAGUAAGGCGUAUCCGGCGGAAGGGGCCAGAGCAGUGAUUUGCUUUUUGGAGAAUAUCGUUAAAGAGAUGGUGGGGUUGGAGGGGCAGGGGAGGAAUGUAGGCAACUGUAUUAGGGGGUUUGGGGGGGUUAGGCCGUAUCCUGGGUAUGGGAGGGGGAAGGGGAAAUGA